Peromyscus eremicus (cactus mouse) is the source of this 1362-nucleotide messenger RNA. RefSeq names its product potassium inwardly rectifying channel subfamily J member 4 (gene Kcnj4). NCBI's taxonomy places the organism in Eukaryota, Metazoa, Chordata, Mammalia, Rodentia, Cricetidae. The coding region runs from base 28 to 1362 and encodes 444 amino acids. Gene Ontology annotation, cellular component: plasma membrane. Gene Ontology annotation, molecular function: inward rectifier potassium channel activity. Gene Ontology annotation, biological process: potassium ion import across plasma membrane; regulation of monoatomic ion transmembrane transport. The transcript has a single exon. The record is from RefSeq and is a predicted model, not a curated record.
CCCAGGUGACCACGCCGGCCUCAGGUCAUGCACGGACACAGCCGUAACGGGCAGGCCCAUGUGCCCCGGCGGAAACGCCGCAACCGCUUUGUCAAGAAGAACGGCCAGUGCAACGUCUACUUCGCCAACCUGAGCAACAAGUCCCAGCGUUACAUGGCGGACAUCUUCACCACCUGUGUGGACACGCGCUGGCGCUACAUGCUCAUGAUCUUUUCCGCGGCCUUCCUCGUCUCCUGGCUCUUCUUCGGCCUCCUCUUCUGGUGCAUUGCCUUCUUCCACGGUGACCUGGAGGCCAGCCCCUCGGUGCCUGCUGCAGGAGGCCCGGGGGGCAAUGGCGGGGCAGCCCCGACGGCCCCCAAACCCUGCAUCAUGCAUGUGAACGGCUUUUUGGGAGCCUUCCUGUUCUCGGUGGAGACCCAGACGACCAUCGGCUACGGGUUCCGGUGUGUGACGGAGGAGUGCCCGCUGGCCGUCAUCGCGGUGGUGGUCCAGUCCAUCGUGGGCUGUGUCAUCGACUCCUUCAUGAUCGGCACUAUCAUGGCCAAGAUGGCACGGCCCAAGAAGAGGGCACAGACGCUGCUGUUCAGCCACCACGCGGUCAUCUCGGUGCGUGACGGCAAGCUCUGCCUGAUGUGGCGCGUGGGCAACCUGCGCAAGAGCCACAUUGUGGAGGCCCACGUCCGCGCUCAGCUCAUCAAGCCCUACAUGACCCAAGAGGGUGAGUACCUGCCUCUGGACCAGCGGGACCUCAACGUGGGCUAUGACAUAGGCCUGGACCGCAUCUUCUUGGUGUCCCCCAUCAUCAUCGUGCAUGAAAUCGAUGAGGACAGUCCGCUGUACGGCAUGGGCAAGGAGGAGUUGGAGUCGGAAGACUUCGAGAUUGUGGUCAUCCUGGAGGGCAUGGUGGAGGCCACGGCUAUGACCACGCAGGCCCGCAGCUCCUACCUGGCCAGUGAGAUCCUGUGGGGUCACCGGUUCGAGCCCGUGGUCUUUGAGGAGAAGAGCCACUACAAGGUGGACUACUCACGGUUCCACAAGACCUAUGAGGUGGCUGGCACGCCCUGCUGCUCGGCCCGUGAGCUGCAGGAGAGCAAGAUUACGGUGCUGCCCGCCCCGCCGCCCCCUCCCAGUGCCUUCUGCUAUGAAAAUGAGCUGGCCCUCAUGAGCCAGGAGGAAGAGGAAAUGGAAGAGGAAGCGGCUGCUGCAGCAGCCGUGGCUGCAGGCUUGGGCCUGGAGGCGGGUUCCAAAGAGGAGGCAGGCAUCAUUCGGAUGCUUGAGUUUGGUAGCCAUCUGGAUCUGGAGCGCAUGCAAGCCACCCUCCCGCUGGACAAUAUUUCCUACCGCAGGGAGUCUGCCAUCUGA